Molecule: messenger RNA, 588 nt
Organism: Strongylus vulgaris
Lineage: Eukaryota; Metazoa; Nematoda; Chromadorea; Rhabditida; Strongylidae
Source: the annotation of a GenBank genome assembly
AACCUUGCUACCACUACAAUCGUACCGGACAUACCGGUAAAAUCUAUGUCAAUUCCUACUACUUCACUGUAUUCGAGUACCAUCCCACUAUGUACUGUAACACCGUCUGUCACGAAUUUUUCUGUUCCUACUACAAGCGUCGCCUCAACUUCCAAAGCAGCUCUCAAUCCACCACAUUUGCCGCAGCUAAGUGAGCAGGCCCUUAUGGCUCUUUUGAAGGAGAGAGUUCAACUUGGUGAUGUUAGACUUACACUGCUAAACCUUUACUCAAAUGAAGAAACGCCUAAUUACCAUUUCCUCCCCACAAUGAUUGAAAUCGCAGAGAAAGCUAUUGCUGCAUUGGACAACAAGGAUAUGAUAGUCUAUGCCAUGUACAAAGAAUUUUUUUCUGAAACUAAGGAUUUUAUUACAGCUGCUCUGGAUGCUGGUUGCGCUCAGCUCGGAACCAUAAUGCAAGCCUCCAAUCCAACUGAUCCAGCAAAUCAGAUUGCUAGCUUGGCUAGUGCAAUGGGUAUUAAUCCAACACCCUUUGCGUCAUUGAUGCAGGUAAUGCUCGCUGGAAGUCUUGUUUUUCUUUUACUUGAGUAA